AACAACAAAUAUUUUAGGGAUAGCAAAACAGGUCGGAUCCAUUGGAUCGAUCUAUUUAGCUCAUCAGUUUUUGGUGGGGUGGAUUGAAAUUUUGAACCUGCCACUUCUAGUUAGCCCACCCUGCGGAGAUAGGACAGGUUGACCCGCCGGGUUAAAAUAAAAAAUGAUUUUUUCCGCUUAAUAUUAUUUAUAUAAGUCACAAUCCAUUUUCCAAUUUUCUCCUCCCUAGAAAGAAAUUUAAUUUAAUCACUUUGAUUUCAUUGUUUUAGCAUCAUAUUUCUGACAGUUUAUUAAUUGGUUAAGUCGUGAACAUUUUAUUUUGAUUGUGUUGUUGGCUUAUUAUAGGUUUUUAGAUGAAGAAAUAUGGAUGUUUGAAUGAUAAUUUCUAUAAUUUUUAGUUGACUUCUUAGUUGUAUAUGUUGAUUUAAUUUUUUAUUUUAUAUCAAAACAAUAUUAUAUUUUCAUCAAACUUGGUAACUUUGAAUAUAUUUGAUAAUAUUUAUUAUGAUACUUUAAAAAAAUAUAAAUCUAUUAGUCAUUUCAAAUAUUAUAAAUUCUUCACAUCUAUUAAAAUACAGUUGAAAUUGCAAAAUUGUAUUUUUAUAAUGUCUUUUAAAAUAUGACUUUAAAUGUGGAAAUACCAUUUUAAGAUCUGUUGACCCGAUACAAUGUACAUUCUCCUAAGCUUGAUUAAUCGUUUGAGUCAAAGAUGUAAAGGUUGAUUUAUCGUAGAUCCGACCAUAUCGAAUCAGGCUUUAUUGGUCUGGACUAAAAUGGGCCUGGCCCGCCCAAUUAACAACCCUAGUAUUUAGCAUUAUAAAGAGACAAACAACAAAUGGUUUGAUUUUUUUUAAUGUAACUUUUGUUGUUUGGAACUAAGAGAAUUACUCUGAGAAGAGGAGGGUUUUAUUCUCAUUAUCUCUCAAGGUUAGUCAUUUAUAUUUGCGCUGUAUUUCUCAUCCUUUUGAAUGAUACUUCAAAUUCAGCUCGCUUUUUUCAAUCGCAACAUUGAAGUUCAACAGCAGCACCAGUUAGUAUCACCACCGCUACUAUCAAUUAUCAAUCAUUUUCAGGUUUCAGCUUCGAUCUAGUAAAGUAAUUGUAUCUACAGCUUCGAUCUAGUAAAGUAAUUGUAUCUAUCUCUUCACACCGUCCUGAAACCCUUCAUUUCAUUGCUGUCACCGCCGUUUUUUGUGAUGUAUUAAUUUUCAGCUAGAGAUCUGUCUUGAUCAUUAGGUAAAUCUGCUCAUAAAAUACCAAAUGGUCACAACCCUUCAUACCAUUUUGUCAAUUUUGUGUAUACUUAUUAUAUCUUAAUCAGCUUUCACUUUAAAGUCUUGUUAUGUGUUCGUAUCAUAAAACAUACACAAAUGGGCAAGCUAGAAGUUAAUUUUUUUGCCUCCUUUAUUUUUGAGAUCAAGUUCAAAACAUAUCAAACAUAGGAGUAGAGAUUAGAGAGUCAAAAGUCAUGGCAAAUGAGUCUUCUCUUGAUCGCGUUGAAGCUGAAACUUUUACUGAUUUUCAUGGAAACAGCAGUUGUCUUGUUGAGGAUCGUGUUGAUAGCACUGAUCAUGACAAAACUAAACAAAAAUCUUUGUUUUGUCAAUUUUUUCCGGUUUACCUAAAAGAGAGUUGUAGUAGAGGCAAUGUGAGGCAUCUGCCGGUGAUGCUCGGUGACGGUCAAUUGCUUGAUUUAUACCAACUUUUCUCCCUUGUAAAGAAAAAUGGUGGGUAUGAUGUGGUAUCUAGAAAAGGGUUGUGGGAUUCUGUGAUAGUUGAACUGGGUUUGAACCUUCAUGUUUUGGCUUCGGUCAAAUUGAUUUAUGAUAGAUAUCUAAAUGAUUUCGAAGGCUGGCUCAGCAAAACCAAUCCAAAGAUUGAUGGUAAUGUAGAUGAAGAAAAAUUCUGUAAUACGGAUGAUGUCUUGCGUGUUGAAAUUUCUGCAGAGAAAUUUCAUUCUUCCAAACGCAAGCGAGAAUCAUUAUCCGAAAUGAUAACCUGGAUGAGGGAUAUUGCAAAACAUCCGUUUGAUCCUGCAGCCCAACCAUUACCAGAACCUUCAAAGUGGAAGGGGUGUAAAGGAGGUCAGAACUUCUUUGUUCAGAUGCUAAAGGCAAGGGACGUUCUCUUGGUGAGAAAGCAUUCAAAACCAAACAGUGGAUCAUCUUCCCAGAAGGUGAAGAUGCAUCCUGCCAUGUAUGAGGAUCCUGUUGCUCUUGGUCACCAAGGUACAAAGAAAUUGAGAUGUAGUGAAAGGAUUCCUAUUGCUCUUAAAUCUCGCUGCAGUUGCUGCAAUUCAUAUCCUGGUAAUGGAAAUAACUGUCCUCUGGAGAAAACAGCGUCCAAACCAGGUGUAACCGGAAAGAAAAAGUCAACUGCUAAACCAGAUGUAGCUGGAAAGAAAAAAUCUAAGCCAUCUUGGGAUGAUCUUCAUGAAACACUUGUUUCUAUAGGUCAUCGCUUCCAAGUGGAAGUCCCAGAAUGGACUGGUGUAGCUUCUGAGAGUGACUCUAAAUGGUUGGGCACACAAGUGUGGCCUGUUAAAGAUGAUGACUUAAAAGCUACUACUGAAUCAGAUCUUGCUGGGAGAGGAAGACGAGGUAAGUGUAGCUGCAAUGUUCAAGGUUCUGUUGACUGUGUCAGAUUUCAUAUUGCUGAAAACAGGAUGAAACUGAAACAUGAAUUGGGUUAUGUAUUUUACCAAUGUGGAUUUGAUCGAACGGGCGAGGGGGUUUCACUUCAAUGGACAGCUGAAGAAGAAAAGAAAUUUAAGGAUUUCAUGAUGUUAAAUAUCCCCUCUGAAAAGAAGGCUUUUUGGAUAAAUUUUUGGAAAAAUACAUUCGAUGACUUUCAAUUGAAGACAAGAAAAGACAUGUUAAACUAUUACUUCAAUGUUUAUCUUAUUCAACAAAGAAGCUAUCAGAAUCGUGUGACUCCAACGGACGUUGACAGCGACGACGACGGAGACGAAUUUGGAUCUUUUUGUGAUGGAUUUGGGAGAAGAGCUAUCAAGCAUCCAUCUAUGGAGUUCAUGGAAUGUUCAGAGAACACACAGUGUUUUGAUUUUGAGUAGACAAAACAAGGAAUCCAUUCCUUCACUAGGAAAUUUUUGGUGAACAUACAACAUAGAAAUGAGAUAGAAGAAAGAACCAGCUUGGAGAGGAUGGCCUAAUGUGUUGGAACUUGGAGGCCACUGUGGACUACCCUUAAGGAAGAACUUGUAGAAGCUGCCAUUAACAUUGUUUGACAUGGUUAUGUUGUUAAAUUAGUGCUGCAAAACCUUAUUCCCCCCUUUGGACAGCAUUUGUGCUGUAAAACUCUUUCCCCUCUUUUGGACAGCAUUGGUGCUGUAAAACCAAUUGUUUAUUUGGAGCAGGCGCUUUGAAUUAUAUGUUUUUAGUUAGACAUUUGCAAAUUAAAUUUGCAAUUUUAUUUUGGCAGGUCUUUGACUUUCGAAUAGAAUAUUAAUUUUGGAAUAGAAUAUUAAUUUUGACGGUA
This is a messenger RNA of Lathyrus oleraceus (garden pea), 3498 nucleotides long. Its product is annotated as AT-rich interactive domain-containing protein 2. The record is from RefSeq and is a predicted model, not a curated record. The transcript is spliced from 3 exons. Lineage: Eukaryota; Viridiplantae; Streptophyta; Magnoliopsida; Fabales; Fabaceae. Gene Ontology annotation, molecular function: DNA binding. The coding region runs from base 1469 to 3073 and encodes 534 amino acids.